UUUCUCAUUUAUUUUUCUAAAAUAUUCAACAAAAUAUUCCUAGGUGAACUUCAUUUUUUCCCGCCAACCUGAUUUUGCUCCUAACAAUCAAAUACUAACAAAAUUAACAAAUGCUUAAACAAUUAACCAAAACCCUAAAAUCGUUACCCAAAAACCCCAAAUCAAUUUCUCACAUUCACACACACAACAAACCCCAAAUCUCAAACCCAGCAAUAGAUUUCAUUUUGGAUGAAUGCGAAAACAUACAAUCAUCAAACCCCAAUAUUAACAAUUAUUAUCCAACUCGAUAUCCACCGAAAACUGAACACCCGGUUGAAAACGGGUCUUCGGAUGCUCAGGUUUCGCAUCGUUGGCCAGAGUGGGUUCUGUUGAUGAACAAAUUGAUGAAAUUUGGGUACUUUGAUGGUGUGGCGAAUCCGUUUCGAAACAAUGGGUUGGUUGAUGGGAAAGAUUGUAACCGAAUUCGGACUUGUUGUCUUAACUUUGCCCGUGAUCGGCCUGAUCUUAUGAGUUACUUCUCUGCUAAAGACAUAAAGACAGUUGCAGGAUCUGGCUGUCCCUGUAUAGAUAGGAAAGUUGUGAACUCUGGGAAACGGCUAAGGGCACAGAUGGGCAUUGAUGAAGGAAAUGUCUGUAGCUCCUGCACUUUGAGGGGAAACUGUGAUAGAGCGUAUGUAAAGGCACGUGAAGAUGACGGUGGCCAUACUGUUGAUGUCAUGCGUGUUGUGCUCGCGUAUGGUCUUGAUCAUAUCACUGCGUCAGAGGAUGACAAUCGGAUAAUGAACAAAAGGCUCGAAGAAGCAAUAAGAAGUUUGAUUAAAGAUAUGGUUAAAUAUAGCAAGAAAGAAGUCGAUUAUGAUUCUUCAAAACAGGUCUCUUCUGUCCAGCGAAGUCGAAGACUACAACAAGAACACCAAUCAUCCAUUCCUACAACCCAAGGCGAUUGGAAUUGCCCCAGAUGCAUGUUUUUGAACCUUGCUGGAAAUGUCAAUUGCAUGCGCUGUAAUGGCCCAUUCCUUGAAAGACUUCAAAGAUCAAGGAACAAACAGGAUCCGGUUCAAGUUCAGUUGAAGAAGGGAGAUUGGCUGUGUAUGAGAUGCAGCCUUCUAAAUUAUGCCAAGAAUUCAAGGUGUUUACAGUGCCAAACGAAUCCACCGAAGAGGCAAACCAAUCCUGGGGAAUGGGUGUGUGAUUCAUGCAACUACAUAAACUUUAAAAGAAACAUUGUAUGCUUGAAAUGCGAUCAUAAACGCCCAAAAGCAUUAAAUAUUUCAAGCUAUGAGGCGUACUACAAUUACAACAAUGAAACAGGUGGUGGUUGGAUUGACCAUGAAAUGAAUAGAGAACAAGAUGAAAUAUAAGGUUCUGCAUUACUUCUUUUCACUGAAGCUUACAACUUGGUUUUUGUGAAUACUGUAUCACUGUGUUUAACAAAUACAUGUCAUAAUUUGCAUAAAAGUAAUCAUAUGAGUUCAAGUUUUCGUGUUAUCAGCUCUGUAGAAAUUGACUAAUGUCUUUCCAUCAAGCUCCCUUGUGUAAAACCUUCCGAGGUAGUCUGCAAACAAAAAUUCCUUGAAAGCUGCCGGUGUCUCCGCAGAUAUUAGCUCCGGGAAUGGUCCUAGUAUCAUCUGUACGUUGGUUGGAUUGAAAAAAGUAGCAACAGAAACACGUGCACCAUCAGUAGGGUUUGCCAAUACUCUAUGCUCCACACUUUUGUAUUCAUCAUUAGAUAAUACCUGUGGUAUGAUAUUCAAUAGCACACCUUAUAUGAUGAUUAUAUACAAUUUUAGAUCUUGUUUAGGAGACUCACAUGACAUAGAAGUAAACGUAGCAAUUUCUGCCCAUUUACUUAUGAAUCCUGGUAUGUUUAUUUUAUUAACGGGUCAAGUUGCUAAAUUUAAAUUAA
Erigeron canadensis is the source of this 1906-nucleotide messenger RNA. RefSeq names its product zinc finger protein VAR3, chloroplastic-like. Gene Ontology annotation, cellular component: cytoplasm. The transcript has 6 exons. Lineage: Eukaryota; Viridiplantae; Streptophyta; Magnoliopsida; Asterales; Asteraceae. The record is from RefSeq and is a predicted model, not a curated record. Bases 111 to 1361 code for a protein of 416 amino acids. Gene Ontology annotation, molecular function: mRNA binding.